Messenger RNA from Erinaceus europaeus (western European hedgehog), 3633 nucleotides. RefSeq names its product minichromosome maintenance complex component 3 (gene MCM3). The transcript has 17 exons. The record is from RefSeq and is a predicted model, not a curated record. Gene Ontology annotation, cellular component: MCM complex; nucleus. Lineage: Eukaryota; Metazoa; Chordata; Mammalia; Eulipotyphla; Erinaceidae. Gene Ontology annotation, molecular function: ATP hydrolysis activity; single-stranded DNA binding; ATP binding. Gene Ontology annotation, biological process: DNA strand elongation involved in DNA replication; double-strand break repair via break-induced replication; mitotic DNA replication initiation. The coding region runs from base 86 to 2539 and encodes 817 amino acids.
CUGCUGGCGGGAAAAGUUCGGAAGUUUUCGCGCCGGGGCGGGGUCAUUCUGGGCCGCUGCCCGCGAUUCUGAAGGCGGCGAAAGCAUGGCAGGGACCGUGGUGCUGGACGAUGUGGAGCUGCGGGAAGCUCAAAGAGAUUACCUGGAUUUCUUGGAUGACGAGGAAGAUCAAGGAAUUUAUCAGAGCAAAGUUCGGGAACUGAUAAGUGACAACCAAUACCGACUGAUUGUCAAUGUGAAUGACCUGCGCAGAAAAAACGAGAAGAGAGCCAACCGCCUCCUGAACAAUGCCUUUGAGGAACUGGUUGCCUUCCAGAGGGCCUUAAAGGAUUUUGUGGCCUCCAUUGAUGCCACUUAUGCCAAGCAGUAUGAAGAGUUCUACAUAGGAUUGGAGGGAAGCUUUGGCUCCAAGCACGUCUCUCCACGAACUCUUACCUCAUGCUUCCUCAGUUGUGUGGUGUGUUUGGAAGGCAUUGUCACUAAAUGCUCUCUAGUUCGUCCCAAAGUUGUCCGCAGUGUCCACUACUGUCCUGCUACCAAGAAGACCAUAGAGCGACGUUACUCUGAUCUUACCACCCUUGUACCUUUUCCAUCCAGCUCUGUCUAUCCCACCAAGGAUGAAGAAAACAACCCUCUUGAAACAGAAUAUGGCCUUUCUGUCUACAAGGACCACCAAACCAUCACCAUCCAGGAGAUGCCAGAAAAGGCCCCAGCUGGUCAGCUUCCCCGCUCUGUGGAUGUCAUUCUGGAUGAUGACUUGGUGGAUAAAGUGAAGCCUGGUGACCGAGUCCAGGUGGUGGGAACAUACCGUUGUCUUCCUGGGAAGAAGGGAGGUUACACCUCAGGGACCUUCAGGACUGUCCUGAUUGCCUGUAAUGUGAAGCAAAUGAGCAAAGACAUUCAGCCUUCAUUCUCUGCUGAGGAUAUUGCCAAGAUCAAGAAGUUUAGUAAAACUCGUUCUAAGGAUAUCUUUGAUCAGUUGGCCAGGUCAUUGGCCCCCAGUAUCCAUGGGAAUGACUAUGUCAAAAAAGCCAUUCUCUGCUUGCUUUUGGGAGGGGUGGAACGAGACCUGGAGAAUGGCAGCCACAUCCGUGGGGAUAUCAAUAUUCUUCUAAUAGGAGAUCCAUCUGUUGCCAAGUCUCAGCUUCUACGGUAUGUGCUGUGCACUGCACCCCGGGCUAUCCCCACUACUGGCCGGGGCUCCUCUGGAGUGGGUCUUACAGCUGCCGUCACCACAGACCAGGAAACAGGGGAGCGCCGUCUGGAAGCAGGGGCCAUGGUCUUGGCUGAUCGAGGUGUGGUUUGCAUCGAUGAGUUUGACAAAAUGUCUGACAUGGACCGCACAGCCAUCCACGAAGUGAUGGAGCAGGGCCGAGUUACCAUUGCUAAAGCUGGUAUCCAUGCUCGACUGAAUGCCCGCUGCAGUGUUUUGGCAGCUGCCAACCCUGUCUACGGCAGGUAUGACCAAUACAAGACGCCUAUGGAGAACAUUGGGCUGCAGGACUCACUACUGUCCCGAUUUGACUUACUCUUCAUCAUGUUGGACCAGAUGGAUCCUGAACAGGAUCGGGAGAUCUCAGACCAUGUCCUUAGGAUGCACCGUUAUAGGGCACCUGGGGAGCAGGAUGGCGAUGCUAUGCCCUUGGGUAGUGCUGUGGAUAUCCUGGCCACAGAUGAUCCCAACUUUGACCAGGAAGAGCAGCAGGACACUCAGAUUUAUGAGAAGCACGAUAACCUUCUACAUGGAACCAAGAAGAAAAAAGAGAAGAUGGUGAGUGCAGCUUUCAUGAGGAAGUAUAUCCAUGUGGCCAAAAUCAUCAAACCCAUCCUAACACAGGAGUCAGCAGCCUACAUUGCGGAAGAAUAUUCACGCCUACGUAGCCAAGACAGCAUGAGCUCAGACACUGCCAGGACAUCUCCAGUUACAGCCCGGACACUGGAAACUCUGAUUCGAUUAUCCACUGCCCAUGCCAAGGCCCGCAUGAGCAAGACUGUGGACCUGCAGGAUGCAGAGGCAGCAGUAGAGUUAGUCCAGUAUGCUUAUUUCAAGAAGGUUCUGGAAAAGGAGAAAAAACGUAAGAAGAGAGAUGAAGAUGAAUCAGAGACAGAAGAUGAAGAAGAGAAAAGCCAGGAGGACCAAGAGCAUAUGAGGAAGAGAAGGAAGACUCGACGUUCACAUGCCAAGGAUGGGGAAUCUUAUGAUCCCUAUGACUUUAGUGACACAGAAGAGGAAAUGCCUCAAGUGCACACUCCAAAGACUGCUGAAUCCCAAGAGACUAAAGAGUCCCAGGAAUCCCAGGAGACGGUGGAGUCGCAGAAGGUGGAGUUGAGUGAAGCCAGGUUGAAGGCAUUCAAGGCGGCCCUUUUGGAGGUGUUCCGGGAAGCUCACGCGCAGUCUGUGGGUAUGAAUCGUGUCACAGAAACCAUCAACAAGGAUAAAGAAGAGCCCUUUUCUUCAGAGGAGAUCCAGGCUGCACUGAGCAAGAUGCAGGAUGAUAACCAGGUUAUGGUGUCUGAGGGCAUCAUCUUUCUCAUCUGAGGAAACCUCAUCUCUGAACUUUGGGUUCUGCCAAGAACAUUUCUCCCAUGUUUCCUUCCCCUUGCUUCACCCCCAUCCAAGCCUUUGUCUUCAUUUCCUGAAUAGCAGUGUUUGAUUGAACUGAAGUAUUGAGACAUGUGAAACAGUGGAAUCAGGACUUUGUGAAAGUUUGGGGAUGGGUAACAAAAAGUAUCUUGAGAUAAAAAAGAAGAAAGUGGGGAAGGACCAAGAUUGCUGCACGUAUACUCAUUGCAAGAAGCUGCUCAUCCCAGAACAAACCAAGCCAUUUCUUGACACAGCUGACUUUUGUUUAUCUUUUCUGUAUUUGUUGGCAGUUUCUUUUCUCCCAAGCACUUUGUUUUAGGACAGAUUUGGGGUGGAUGCAGGAGGAGGUUUUCUGUGCUAGUGGAGAGAAGCUUUGAAUCCAAGAAAGCUUUCUUUGCAGUGAUGUCAGUUCAGACGAAUAUAUCAUUUAGACCCAAAUAUCCAAGCUAUUGAAUAAUCCUAGCCUGUCUGUAUACUCUACACAUGACCUUCAUACUGUGUGCUUGUAGACACACUUAAUUUUGCUUUCCUUGAAAGCUCUGACCUGCAGAAUUUGCUGCUCUCAGAUUUUACAUCUAACCACCACGAGGUGGCAGCAGACUGCCAUGAUCGCUGGAGUUUUGGUCUUUGGUCAUUCUUCCUCAGUAACACCAGCAUUUAUCAGGUAAAAUUGUGUAAGCCCAUAAAAUAGUGCAACCAUGCUAAAUGUAAAUGACUAAAUGAGUGUAGGAUAGGACUUAAUGCAAGUCUGAGAGAAGAAUGGACCUCCUACUUGAAUUUUCUGUGUCCCUUUUCUAAGUCCAUUCAUGGACUGUAGAAAUACCUAACAUGGCAGACACCACAAACUUGUGUGUGAAUUUUGCCCAUCAAGACAUCGUCCACCUCCAUAGGAAUCUUAAGAAAUCACUUACAGUUGGAGUCUAGUUCUUAGGAUUUGAUAGUUCACAAAGAAGUUUGUAGAGGACACAGAAAAUAUUUCUCUUGUAUUAUAUGCUUUGAAUUGCUUCUGAAGAAUAUUUAGGAUUACUUCAAUAAAAGAAGAAACUAAA